AGCGGAGGGAGAAGAGAUUCAGAUGUUCAGACCAGCCUAGGGAUUCCAUCCGGGGAAGACGAGGGGUUUGGUGAUGAUAGCAGUCACACAACAGAAGAAGGAUAUGCGAGUGAGCCGCGGCGGAGCGAGAGUGUUCGUGGCGGACUUGCCGGUGUUGUUGGGAGGGUCGUCAGUCGCGCGUCAACGAAGAGCUGGAACCCCGGACCGCCGCCUGAUGGGGGCUUGAAAGCAUGGACGGCUGUUGCCUGCUCUCACCUCGUCGUCAUGACUUCUUGGGGUUACAUCAAUUCAUUUGGAUUGUUCGAGACCUACUACUCCACCACCCUCGGCCUCCCUCCAUCUACCAUUGCGUGGAUCGGCUCCAUGCAAGUGUUCCUCCUCUUCUUCAUCGGCACCUUCACCGGCCGGCUUACCGACGCUGGCUUCUUCCGCCCCGUCUUCGCCGUCGGCACAUGUUUCACGAUGUUGGGUAUCUUCACCACUUCGGUGUGCACAUCGUACUGGCAGCUCUUCCUCUCGCAGGGCGUGUGUAUGGGGGUUGGGAACGGCUGUCUGUUUUGCCCAGCCCUCGCUACCGUGUCGACAUAUUUCCACAAGAGGCGCAGCAUUGCGCUCGGCAUUACAGCGUGCGGGAGCGCCACGGGUGGGCUCAUCUUCCCUGCCAUGGCGAGGCAGCUUCUGCCGACUGUUGGGUUUGGGUGGACCAUCAGGGCCAUUGGGUUUGUGCAGCUGUUUGGACUGGUACUUGCAAGUCUCGGGCUGAAGACCAGGGUUCCUCCGAGGAAGUCUGGAGCGCUGGUCGAGUGGGCUGCGUUUAGAGAGCCGGAAUACAGUUUCUAUGCAGCGGGAACUUUCUCAUGCUUCUUGGGAGUCUAUAUUGCCUUCUACUACAUCGCCUCCUUCUCCCGAGAUAUCAUCGGCCUCGCCUACUCCGACUCCCUCAACCUUCUACUCUUAUUGAACGGCGUCGGUAUCCUCGGCCGUCUCGCUCCUAACUACAUCGCCGACAGAUACGGGGCCAUCAAUGUCUUUGUCCCAACAGCCAUCAUCGCCAGUGCCUGCAGCCUCGCCUGGAUCGCUGUCGACAAUCCCACGGGCCUCUACGUCUGGACCGUUUUCUACGGGAUCGCGUGCGGCGGAAUCCAGUCACUGUUUCCUGCGGGCCUGACCAGCCUGACCACGGACCUGCGCAAGGCCGGCACGCGGAUGGGCAUGGUGUUUACAAUCAACAGUUUCGCCACGCUCAUCGGCCCUCCGAUCGAUGGGGCGCUGAUUAGUGCUUGUGGAGGGAGGUAUUAUGGCGCGCAGGCGUUUGCUGGGACCGCAUUACUGGUUGGGGCGGGUUUUUUGACGUGUGCGAGGUUGGCGAGGACGAGGAGGGUUGGUGGUGGUUGGAAAGUGAAAGUUUGAGUAUACAAAGAGAGGGAUGCUUCAUGAUAGUAGCAUCGGGACUUGGGCUACAGGUUGUACACUACCAUCAUCGUCGAGGGAACAUAAAAGAAUGCGGUGGCUUUAAUUGGUGCAUACGUCUUGUGGACGAUCCAGACGUCUUACUUUAGUCGACUGAGAACCUCAAAAUUGAGCAGAAGAGGCCACGAUUUGUGUAUAUAACACAAGGAUGAUGAGAUGGCAGACUGCAGUGUCUGGAGGGUCAUCUUUUAUAUAAUGCAUACAGCGGGCAAUUAUUCCAUGUUCUUCAUGAU
This is a messenger RNA of Cryphonectria parasitica EP155, 1703 nucleotides long. Its product is annotated as MFS general substrate transporter. Gene Ontology annotation, cellular component: fungal-type vacuole membrane. The coding region runs from base 265 to 1410 and encodes 381 amino acids. Gene Ontology annotation, molecular function: transmembrane transporter activity. The transcript is spliced from 4 exons. The record is from RefSeq and is a predicted model, not a curated record. Lineage: Eukaryota; Fungi; Ascomycota; Sordariomycetes; Diaporthales; Cryphonectriaceae. Gene Ontology annotation, biological process: transmembrane transport.